Macadamia integrifolia is the source of this 1125-nucleotide messenger RNA. RefSeq lists its product as uncharacterized. The record is from RefSeq and is a predicted model, not a curated record. Lineage: Eukaryota; Viridiplantae; Streptophyta; Magnoliopsida; Proteales; Proteaceae. Gene Ontology annotation, biological process: ubiquitin-dependent protein catabolic process via the multivesicular body sorting pathway. Bases 170 to 844 code for a protein of 224 amino acids. The transcript is spliced from 6 exons. Gene Ontology annotation, molecular function: ubiquitin binding. Gene Ontology annotation, cellular component: ESCRT I complex.
UUAGGCCCGACCGAAACCGGCCGAGCCGACCAAUUGACACCCAAUUCAGUAACCCAUACUCGUUUUCCUCUAAUUCCACGACGUGACGUUAAGUCGGCUGCUUAACAAGAAUUCUUUAGUCGAAGCUCCACAGAUGCGAUACUUUCUAAUUACGAUCUGAGUGCCAAUUAUGGAUAGCGAUUACAAGAACAGAGGUGGCUCAGCAUACGAUUCACAUAUUCCAAUGUACAGAACAACAUCAACAUCAUCGAACACGAGCACUUCAACGAGCCAUCCCCAAUAUGGAUCAUCGUCUCUCUAUCCCAGAGUUGCUCAGUCCGGCCAUUCCGGUAUCCCUCCGACUGCCCGCGCUUCUCCAUUUCACCAAUCCUUAGCUCCCUCAUCCGCUUCCUCUGGACUGGGCAUUAGGGUUCAAAUAAAACCUGAGUACCGAAUAACUCCCCCGCCCCAGUUGUCCCAAGUCCGAGAUGUUCCUCGGAGCACAUUUCAGUUCGACUUUGAAUUCGAAAAGCGAGUACUUGCUGAAGCAGAGAAGGAGAAUCCUAAUUGGAGCAGACUUGUGAUGGAACACAUCUCGUCUAAACCUGUGGAGUCAACUCCACCUUUGGGGUCAUCUGCCACAGAUCCGGUUGUGAACAAAUACAUUGCAUCAGGACUCAGUCGAGAAGCUGUACCGCUUGCAGUUGCGAACUAUGGAGAUAAUCCAACUAAGGUUCGUGAAUUUGUUAAUGCUUACAACCUGCUGCGUGAAAUGGGGUUCUCCUCGACCAGUGUCGCUGAAGCCUUAGCCAUGUAUGAUAAUGAUACCGACAAGGCAUUGGCUCAUUUUCUCAACAGUUCAUGAUGAUCCCAAAAAUGGUUUUUGAAUCUUGUUUGACAAAUGAUAAAGACAAGACAUUGGCUCUCAAACAUUAAACCUGUAUUAUUUCCAGAAACGGGGUGUGUCUCAUGGUAGUGUUGAAUUUACAUAUUUUCCUAGAAGCGUGGUGAUCCAUAUGACAAUUAUCCGUUAUUCUGAGGAUUCCAUUACUAUGGUCCAUUGUACUGCAAUAGCUUCUUGUAAACCUUGUAAAUUUCAUGUACACCAAAAUUUAGAGAAGUUUGAUUUUGAAUUAGGGAAUGAUA